Pteropus alecto (black flying fox) is the source of this 1719-nucleotide messenger RNA. RefSeq names its product protein activator of interferon induced protein kinase EIF2AK2 (gene PRKRA). The transcript has 8 exons. Bases 232 to 1173 code for a protein of 313 amino acids. NCBI's taxonomy places the organism in Eukaryota, Metazoa, Chordata, Mammalia, Chiroptera, Pteropodidae. The record is from RefSeq and is a predicted model, not a curated record.
GGGGAGUGGCCGGGAGCCUGGAACUCCGCGGCUGCACCGAGACCCCGCCUCCGCCCCACCCCCGCCCGUCCCCUUCGCAAGAGGGACGCAAGCCAGAAGGGGAGAGGGGGAGUCAGAAAAAGGGAGGAGGCGGCGGCGCUGGAGUGUUCCUUUCGGGGACCGGCCGACGCCGGGGCGAGGACAUCGCUCCGCACAGCUCUUCCUCCCUCCUCCAAGCCGUCCCUUCUCGCCAUGUCUCAGAGCAGGCAUCGCGCCGCGGCCCCGCCGCUGGAGCGCGAGGACAGUGAGACCUUCAGUUUGGGAAAGAUGAUUACAGCCAAGCCAGGGAAAACCCCGAUUCAGGUAUUACACGAAUACGGCAUGAAGACCAAGAACAUCCCGGUAUACGAAUGUGAGAGAUCCGAUGUUCAAAUACACGUCCCCACUUUCACCUUCAGAGUAACCGUUGGUGACAUAACCUGUACAGGUGAAGGUACAAGUAAGAAGCUGGCGAAACAUAGAGCUGCAGAAGCUGCCAUAAACAUUUUGAAAGCCAAUGCAAGUAUUUGCUUUGCAGUUCCUGACCCUUUAAUGCCUGAUCCUUCUAAGCAACCAAAGAAUCAGCUUAAUCCGAUUGGUUCAUUACAGGAAUUGGCUAUUCAUCAUGGCUGGAGACUUCCUGAGUAUACCCUUUCCCAGGAGGGCGGACCUGCUCAUAAGAGAGAAUAUACCACAAUUUGCAGGCUGGAGUCAUUUAUGGAAACUGGAAAGGGAGCAUCAAAAAAACAAGCCAAGAGAAAUGCCGCUGAGAAGUUUCUUGCCAAAUUCAGUAACAUUUCUCCAGAGAACCACAUUUCUUUAACAAAUGUAGUAGGGCAUUCUUUAGGAUGUACUUGGCAUUCCUUGAGGAAUUCUCCUGGUGAGAAGAUCAACUUACUGAAAAGAAGCCUUCUCAGUAUUCCAAAUACAGAUUACAUCCAGCUACUUAGUGAAAUCGCCAAGGAACAAGGUUUUAAUAUAACAUAUUUGGAUAUAGAGGAACUGAGUGCCAAUGGACAGUAUCAGUGUCUCGCUGAACUGUCUACCAGUCCCAUCACAGUUUGUCAUGGCUCUGGGAUCUCCUGUGGCAAUGCACAGAGUGAUGCAGCUCACAAUGCUUUGCAGUAUUUAAAGAUAAUAGCAGAAAGGAAGUAAACUUGGAGCAACUUAGAAAGCCCUUCAGCAGCACAUAAAAAGUUCCCCUUUCACUCCUUCCCAAGUAAAAUGUUUACUGUAAUGUUUGACUUUGUGUGUUGUUUCUAAAUCUCUUCAUAGAUUCCUUCAACACUCCAGAUGUAAUUAUCUCCUGGUAGUUGUUAUUAAGCUCUUUUUAAUGGCUUCAACUUUGUAUUGGUAUAUUGUAUUUCUAAACUUUGUACCAUAGGCAGAGUGUAGCACCCAUUUACAAUGCCAUGUACAUAGAAGGAAGAAACUGCAUGUUUAUUGAUGAUGGUGAUGAUGGUAAUGAUGAUGAUGAUGAUGAUGAAGAAUAAAUAAAACUGCUGCUAACAACAGUCUUUCUUACUGGUGCUUAACCUCUUCUUUGUGCACGGCUUUGUAAAGGGAAUUUGAAGGAAGCCCCUUAGAAUUAGAGUGUUGAGGAAUGUACUAACAGGCUUUUAUUGAAUGUGAUUGUUAAAUGUCAAGGAAUAUUGAUUGGUCUGCUGUGUAUCCAUGUAAUAAAGAGCUGUUGUUAUAAUG